Messenger RNA from Penaeus vannamei (Pacific white shrimp), 2740 nucleotides. RefSeq lists its product as uncharacterized. The record is from RefSeq and is a predicted model, not a curated record. NCBI's taxonomy places the organism in Eukaryota, Metazoa, Arthropoda, Malacostraca, Decapoda, Penaeidae. Gene Ontology annotation, cellular component: cytoplasmic microtubule.
AAACAUAAACAAAAGCACGAGAGAACAGGUGUAUGAUCCUCCUAUAAUGAAUGAAAUUCUUGGUUGUUAAUCUGAACCAGUUAGUACACGGUAUCAUGAAGAGGUAGAAUGAAUUUGCCAGCCAAGCGCCGCGGCCUGUCACCCGAGGGACGUCAGAUCAGAGAGCGACAUCAGGGAUCACUUACUAUUGGGCUCCAGGGCAUCACAGUGCAUCCGACAGAACGUAGUCGGAACCAACGUGAUUUCUUGCAAGACAAUGUGAGAAGGCUCCAUGAGAUACAAGCAAGGUGUAGAGAUAGGGAAAAUAGCAGAAAACCGCAGCCUCUAAGGGCGACAAGAGAGAGCUCUGCAAGUACUACUUCUUCGAUAAAACAGGUGGACUGCUUAGCCCCAAUCCGUAAUGGUUCAGCAAAGCUCGGAAGACGAAGCCCAAGUUCAGAGUGCGAGGGAAGUGCACAUUCAGACUACUUCUCACUAACUGAUGACCAGAUUGAGAAUGCAGCAGCACAGCUCAGUGCCCGUCUCCACAAUGGUGUGCAUCUACCAGACCGCAGUGAGAGAGGAAACGGGAGACAUAUACAGGAAAAUGGUUUUGGGCAUCAAAGCAGAAGUUCAAGUGCCCUGUCCCAGUCACUUCCAAUGCCCACCAACCAGUCACUACUGAGGGAUGCCCCACCAAGACUGGCAAGAUCAGGGAGUCCUGUGAUGCUGAGGCCCAUCUCAUCAACUCGACAUGCCCCUGUUUCUCCACGCCCUGUCAGUGCAGCCCAUCGUCAGAAUUCUGGGACUGGGUUGGAACUCCUUUCAGGAUGUGAGUUGAACUAUGGAAUGAGGAAGAUGCGGAUGGAUAAUUUGCUCUCAAAGAUAAGGAACCAAAAGCCAGCAUGUGAGCUGGACUACAAUACACAUUACAGAAAUAUAGAAAAUCAGCACAAAUUAUUGCUUGAUAACUCAGAUAUGCUUAGUCUUUAUGGCUAUGGUGAGGGAAGUAAUGGUACAGACACACAAAGAUCUGCAACAAGAACAGCCUUGAACACUGCAGGAAGUGGUUCCAAAACAUCAAAAUUGGUGCGUGCUCGUAGUUUUGAUAGAGAUGCCCUUUCUAGGAAAAGUGUGGCGGGGGGACAAACAGAAAAGUCAGCAAAAUCUUCCACAAAGUCAGAUCAGAGGGCAGUCAGCUCACCAUCUCCACAACUGAAGAAACGCUUCUCAAAAUCCAUUGGUAAUCUGUCCCAUGCUGCCCCAUCCUCAGCUUCAGGGCAGAGUAGUCAGAGUCGUAGUGGCAGCCCAAGCAAAAUGAGAAGUGAAUCUGCUAAUUACAGUGUCAGGCAUUUAGAACAGUCUCCACCAAGCCGUGUUUUGUCAAGUGUUCAAAGCAUUCAGCGAAGCAAAAGCAACUUAGAGUCACCUAGAAUAUUUGAAGCUUCCACUGAUGGUGCAAGUGAGGUGCCACCAUUAGAUAAUAGUUCAGAUCUUAUUAGCCAGUACUUAGAAAAUGAAUCAAGAGUCAAGUCUGCAGCCACAAGUGCAAUACUCAACAGAACAGCUUCAAGCGGUGAGCUGAACCUCAAUUCAACCAUGACAUCAGACUGCAACUUCAACAUCAGUGAACCAGACCAAUCUGUGUCUUGCAAUUCUGCAAUGGAGAAUCUCCACCUAGACUUGCGACCUGACAGCCAAGUUGAUGGUGAUAUGAGGAUACAAAACAACAACCCAAGUAGUCAGAUGGAAGAGUCUACCCAUGAAUUUCAUCCAGAGGUAUACCUGAAACCUUACAAUGACAUAGUUGAGAGUGAACAUGUGAGUGAAGCUGUGUUUCCAAAGGAGGAAGCCAAAUCUUCCACGCCAGUGCCAAAUGAGCCCCAAGAUUUGCCUAGCGUUAGUUCUAUACCAAAGCUUCUGAAGCAGAAAAGAGAGCAGCAUGGCCAGCCCUCAAGUCCAUCAACUUUAAGAAGAUCUCAGUCCAUGAAGAAUAUUCGCCAGCGCCAAGGAGAGCCUCCCUCAAGUUACAAGAGAGGGAAAUUGCCCAAAUAUCUCUUAGCCCGAAAAGAGGAGGAGAAGAGGUUAGCAGAGAUUGCUCGGUCAGUUGACCCCGAGUGUCCGCCUGGCCAUGCUCCACUUCCUGACCAUGAGCGGCGCAACACCCUCCAUCUCCUACGCAAGAGUCAAGCAGAGGUAAUGCGAGAGCUCUCCUCCUUGCCUGUGGCCCAAGACACACUUAGGGUGAAGAAAAGGAGACAGGAUUUAGAAGAUAAACUUAUGCAGAUUGAAGAUGGUCUGCGCAUCUUUUCACAGCCGAAAGUGUAUGUUAUGAAUGAUGAUUGAGAAGAGGGAAGUAGGAUGUGCGUAUUUGAAUAACAUGAGUGAGUUUGUUUAAUCAAGAAUCAUAGAGUGGAUAUCAAGUGACUAAAAGUGUGCAAGCAUAGGAGUAAUGUUAUCCUGCCAAGCUGUGUCUUUUAAUUCACACUAUUCAGGUAUGUUAAGUGUCUUGUUAAUAAUCUGUCUGGAUAUUUUGAAUACAGGAUUUGUAAAGUGUCCAUCAUCAUUUUUAUUAAUGUAGCAACGUUAAUGUCGUAUCAUCUAUCCCUUACAUUUAUUUUAACCCAAUGUCGACAGAAAAAAGGUGCGUUCCCUUUGGCAAUGCUGGGUUAAAUGUUUCUGCACAUAGAUGGCUCUGCCAAUGCUUAGCCACAAAGGAUUCAAUUAGUAGAUCUUGCAACCUCACUUUUCCUUGAAAAAG